Messenger RNA from Dreissena polymorpha, 1525 nucleotides. RefSeq names its product tRNA wybutosine-synthesizing protein 5-like. The record is from RefSeq and is a predicted model, not a curated record. Gene Ontology annotation, molecular function: 2-oxoglutarate-dependent dioxygenase activity; calcium ion binding. The transcript has a single exon. Bases 104 to 1402 code for a protein of 432 amino acids. Lineage: Eukaryota; Metazoa; Mollusca; Bivalvia; Myida; Dreissenidae.
CUGUAAAUAUAUAUCAGUUCUAGUAUCGCUAUAGCUACAUAUCACCCUGACUAGGUUACAUAUCACUCUGAUUAGGCUACAUAUCACUCUAACUAGGCUACAUAUGCUCGCAGCAGACAUGGACCUUACCAAGUGUAUUCGCGUUGGGUCUUUGUUCCUGACCCUCACCCUGUGGGUCUCCUGUAGUGACAUUGACCUCACCAAGGAACCUGGGCACCUGAAACCCUUUGGAACUGGUGGGGUUAACAAACCCGUCGAGGAAAUGGACGGGUUUCCAGACCCGGAGAAUUUCUUUGAGAAUUACGUCAAGCCAACGAAGCCCCUGAAGAUGAAGGGGGCGGCCCGUAUAUCGAAGGCGAUGGGAAAAUGGAGAGACGAGUAUUUUUUGAGUCUGGACGAUGACCUUGACUCAGAGGUGAAGUUGGAGACGAAAAAGAAGGAAAACCGGCUCCAGGCGGUCGACACGAUGACGUUUAAAAACUUUGUGAGGAUCUAUAACCAGACUGAACACUAUAUGGUGGAUUCUGUACCUCCAGCGAUAAGAGGUGACAUCACCAUACCAUGUCCGCUGCAGUGCAAACAGUUGACAGAACACAACUUCGUGGACAAUAUAAUGUGGUUCAGCAGUGGUGGGACCAAGUCCGUGGUGCACACUGACUCUGUGGACAACAUCAACUGUCUGUACCGAGGAGAAAAAACACUCUACUUUGUAGACCCAUCUGAACAUCGACAUGAUGUGCUUAUAGACCAUCCUGAUGGUACCUACUCAGGAAUGGACGUUGAUGCAGUGGAUUACACAAAAUACCCGGGCAUGGCCAAGGUGGAAUUCUACCAUGUGAACGUCAGUGCAGGGGACUGCAUUUAUAUACCUUAUCUUUGGGUCCAUCAGGUACGCUCAUAUGGCAGCAACCUUGCUGUAAACGUCUGGUGGCAUCGACAUGCAAAGGAUGAUCUCGAUUACAGCGCGUGCAACCGCCAGUGUAACACGGAGUACACCAUGGCCCAGGCAAAGUUUAUGGGACUAAAAACGAUCCAACAUGACCCAAUCGAAGUCAGGGAUGAUUUUAUGACAUAUAUCUCUAAUGAUACAAACUUUGAAGGGUUCAAACAGAUUUUAUUUGGGGAUGAUUAUGACAAGAUUGUAGUUGACACUACAUAUGUGAGGGCCUUCACAGAGAUGUUUGAGAUGCUUGAUGCAGACAAAAACGGGCUGCUAAGUUUUACGGAUUUUAAGACCUUGGAUAAUGAGGCUUGGAGAACUGUUGGAGAGCUGCUGCAACUGCUGAUGGAGGACAUGGAGGAAGACUUUGAGGCCAGAAACAUUGACAUUGACCCUGACAUUGACCCCGAUCAUGGGGCUGCAGGGGACUCUGAUGAGAUGGAUUUGCAUGACGAACUAUAGUUGCUCUGGAGAUGCCUUCUGUUCUUUAGUCUUGAUAUGAGUCUCGUACUGGGAAAAUAGGCUUGAUGCAUAUUCGUAAAGUGUUAUCCCAUAUUGGCUAUCAGUCCGCACAGGCUAAUCUGG